Molecule: messenger RNA, 375 nt
Organism: Mizuhopecten yessoensis (Yesso scallop)
Lineage: Eukaryota; Metazoa; Mollusca; Bivalvia; Pectinida; Pectinidae
Product: transient receptor potential protein-like
Exons: 1
Coding region: 1-375 (124 amino acids)
Source: RefSeq, a predicted model, not a curated record
AUGAAACCACAGGAAGACGAUGAUAAACACAGAAAACCACAGGAAGACUAUGAUAAACACAGUAAACCACAGGACGACGAUGAUAAACACAGUAAACCACAGGAAGACGAUGAUAAACACAGGAAACCACAGGAAGAAUAUGAUAAACACAGGAAAACACAGGAAGACGAUGAUACACACAUGAAACCACAGGGAGACGAUGAUAAACACAUGAAACAACAGGAAGACGAUGAUAAACACAGGAAGCCGCAGGACGACGAUGAUAAACACAGAAAACCACAGGAAGACGAUGAAAAACACAUGAAACCACAGGGAGACGAUGAUAAACACAGAAAACCACAGGAAGACUAUGAUAAACACAGUACACCACAGUAA